Meloidogyne enterolobii is the source of this 380-nucleotide messenger RNA. The record is from the annotation of a GenBank genome assembly. NCBI's taxonomy places the organism in Eukaryota, Metazoa, Nematoda, Chromadorea, Rhabditida, Meloidogynidae.
AUGUUUUUGGGGGCUGCCUAUAAAAAAGCUGAUGGCACCAAAAUUGAUGGUCGUCGCGUAGUUGUUGAUUACGAACGCGGGCGCACAAAAAAGAGCUGGCUUCCACGACGUCUGGGAGGAGGUAAAGGGGAGACGCGGCGAACGCGCGAAUCUAAAGCAGCGUUGGCAGCAAAAGAAUGGGAAGAAUCUAUGGCUAAUGGAAGUGAAUAUUCGAGAGGAGGUAGCCGGGAGCAUGGACGAAGUCGGGAUCGUCGAAGCCGUUCAAAAGAAAGAGAUCGUCGUUAAUGGAAUGAUGAAAAUAAGACUAAAUUUUGUGAGUUUUCUAUUAAAGAAUUCGAUAUUUUGGCUUGAUAGUUUUCUAUGUAUUUUGUAUUUCAAUU